UCCCCCCUCAUAUUGUAUUGCCUUCUCCCAUUUCCUUCCUAUCAUUGCGUCUCCAACAAUGUGCAGACGUCAUACACAAUUGCUCCUCUGCUUAUUCAUCACCUUCUUCAUCAAUCUUCCCUUCCCUUCCUUUGCUGAUGUUGGAACUGCCGCUCAAUAUUCUCCUCCAUAUUUACCGACGGGAUGCUACGGCGGCGAGGCCUUACAGUUCCCUUCGAGCAACCUGUUUGCGGCGGCCGGAGAUGGAAUAUGGGACAACGGGGCAGCGUGUGGGAGGCAGUACUUGGUAAGAUGCAUAAGUGCAGAGCAACCCAGGACUUGUAUUCCGCAGCAGAUCAUUCAGAUCAAGAUCGUUGAUUAUGCGGUUUCCACCGUGUCGACUCCGUCGGCCACCGGAACCACCAUGGUUCUCUCUCAGAAAGCUUUCCAGACCAUUGCUAAUUCAUCUGCUGGUCUCAUUAAUAUAGAGUUUCAACAGGUCUGAUAUAAUUAAGAGCUGUUGAUGAUUCAAUUUGCUGUGAUUGUCUGGGAAGGUGAAUUGAUGAAGCUAGAGGGAGAUGAUGAUGAGAAGAAAGGUCUUUGUGGUAGAGGUCAAGGGUACUGUUGAGUGUUUUGGAAUGGGAUUGGUGAUUAUUUCAAGUUCACAUGUGGGUUUAAGGAAUUAAGUUCCUUUUUUCUUUUCUUUUUUUGUAACUUUCUUGGAGGGUCCUCAUGUUUCUGCGUUCCUGUUUUAAAUUUUUGAGCUUGGAAUUCCACAGCCAGUCAACCUUAAAAAGUGCUUACAAUCAAUCAAAUUCUUGCAAGUUGUGAGGAA
Molecule: messenger RNA, 814 nt
Organism: Neltuma alba
Lineage: Eukaryota; Viridiplantae; Streptophyta; Magnoliopsida; Fabales; Fabaceae
Product: EG45-like domain containing protein
Exons: 3
Coding region: 59-484 (141 amino acids)
Source: RefSeq, a predicted model, not a curated record